AUGCGAUUGUCGCAAUUCCGCGCUAUUGACAAUAUAUUGUGUGAAUACCAUCUUUAUGUUCUUUCGACGCUAUUGACAAUAUAUUGUGUGAAUAUCAUCUUUAGGUUCUUUCGGUGUUAUGUAUGCUACUUUCUGUUUUUCAGGUAUUGUUUAGAUGGUCCUGUGGUUUUUACAGAUGAGAUUAUUUGGUAUUGUGAGGAUUGUGAAAUAGAGGUAAUAGACGUAGAUUUUUCUGAUAAUGCGAUUGUAGAUUCGGAAAACACUGAAGUUAGUUUCAGUGAUUAUUGUGAUCAAAACAGUGGUGAUUCGGAGAAUGUUGAAGUUGAAGAUUGUGACGGAGAGGUGAUAGAUGUAGAUAAUUCCGAUAAGGAGAUUGCAGAUUUGGAGAAUGUUGAAGUUGAGGAUUGUGAGGUAGAGGUAGUAGAUGUAGAUAGUUCUGAUAAGGAGAUUGCAGAUUCAAAAAAUACAGAAGUUAAUUCCGUCGAGGACUGUGAUCAAGAAACUGCAGAUUCGGUUAAAGUUGAAGUUGAUUCAGGAUAUGAAUGUGCGACUGUAGCUGAUUCGCAGCCUAUUGCAGAUCCAAUAUGGAGGGGAAGUUUGCAGCUUAUCAACAAAAGCUUUGAAUUAAUGGCCCAUUUGUCCACUCUAGCAAGCCCUAAAGUCCAUGAAGUUACAAGACAUUUCCCUAAUGUACUUUAUGCUGACUUGCUUCAGAGAUCAGCUGUAUGGCCAAACCUUUUCAGGAAAUUUGGAGCAUAUAAUGAAGACAUUGGCCUUUAUUUCCUUCCUCAGAAUGAAAGGGUUGAGAGAUUUUUUGACGACCUAGUAUAUGAAAUGAUUUCCAGUGAUCUUGCCAUAAGAGCUGAGGUUGAAGAAGCUGAGCUUUUAAUUUUUUCUUCUACAACGCUUCCAAGCGAACAUAGGAGAUUUCAAUCAAAGUAUUACUUGUGGGGAGCUGUAAGAAAAAACAAACAUCAUCCUAAAUGCUAAUGUUUUAAUCAAACUAUAGUCUCUACUAUUUUGAGGAUUAAUGAUAGUUUUUGUUUCAAUGCACAGCCCUAAUGUGUAUCUAACCAUAGUUGAGGGUUAAUGAUAAUUUUUGUUCAAUGCA
Messenger RNA from Vicia villosa (hairy vetch), 1111 nucleotides. RefSeq lists its product as uncharacterized. NCBI's taxonomy places the organism in Eukaryota, Viridiplantae, Streptophyta, Magnoliopsida, Fabales, Fabaceae. The record is from RefSeq and is a predicted model, not a curated record. Bases 1 to 990 code for a protein of 329 amino acids. The transcript has 5 exons.